AUGAGCGUUAAGAUAGAAAACACGAGAAUCGUCAAACCUUUGUAUGAAGGCAAUCCUCCAUUGACGACAGGCCAUGUCCCUCUUAGUGUGUUUGAUAGGGUCACCUUUGAUGCUCAUAUUGCUAUUAUAUAUGCGUAUCGGCCACCGACCCCUCCGAAUAGCACUAUCUUGUUGGGGCUUAGAAAAGCGCUUGCACUAUAUAGGGAGUGGGCGGGGAGAUUGGAAAGAGAUGAGAAGGGUAAUCCAAUUGUUGUACUGAAUGAUAAAGGUAUGAAGUUUGUAGAAGCAACAAGCGAUUCUACUCUUGAUAAGAUAAUGCCUUUCAAGCCAUCUGCGUCAUUGCUCAACCUUCACCCUAGCCUUAAGGGGGUGGUCGAGCUUAUCCAAGUCCAAGUAACGCGUUUCAAGUGCGGUUCUUUAGUGGUUGGGUUCACCUCCCAUCACCUCAUUGCUGAUGGUCACUCCACCAGUGAUUUCUUAAUUGCAUGGGGCAAAAUGUGCCGUGGCAUCAUGAUUCAGCCCUUACCAUUACAUGACCGCACCAUUUUUGUCCCGAGAAAUCCACCCAAAAUUGAGUAUGACCAUGUUGGAGUCGAAUACAUGCAGAAACAAAUAAAGAAAAACGACCAUUUCCUCAACAACAACGACAUGAAAUUGUUGGAAGACAUCGUGGUUCACAAAGUCCACUUCACCUGCGAGUUCCUAGCUAAGCUCAAGGCCAAGGCCUCUGCCAUGAACGAUGGCGCCAGGCCAUACAGCACCUUCGAAAGCCUCGUGGCGCAUCUAUGGCGAGCCAUAACCAAGGCAAGAAACCUCGGAGGCUUCGAAACUACCCACAUUAGAAUCUCGGUUGACGGUCGUGCACGCCUUAACCCCAAAGUUCCCAACGAGUACUUCGGCAACUUGGUACUGUGGGCAUUUCCAACUGCCAAGGUUAAAGACUUACUGCGUGAGCCUCUUCCAUACGCAGCUAAGCUCAUCCACGACGCCGUUUCGAAGGUCAACAACAACUACUUCAGAUCAUUCAUAGAUUUCGCAAAUUCCAAGGUGGUUACCGAGGAAGACGGUUUUGUUCCAACCGCCGACAUGGACAAGCACAUUCUCUGCCCUAACCUGGAAGUUGAUAGCUGGCUAAGGUUCCCAUUCUACGACUUGGAUUUUGGAACUGGGUGUCCGUACCUUUUCAUGCCGACAUUUUUCCCAACGGAAGGGAUGAUGUUUCUCCUUCCUUCCUUCAUUGGAGAUGGAAGCAUUGAUGCUUUUAUUCCUUUGUUCCGAGACAACUUGGCUACCUUCCAGCACAAUUGCUAUUCUCUUGACUAGUGUUUUUCUUUUUGGAAGCCACCACUGUCCACUACUAUAUAAUGGUGUAUACUUAGUAACCAUGUUCUAAUGUAAUAGUUCA
Messenger RNA from Ipomoea triloba (trilobed morning glory), 1405 nucleotides. Its product is annotated as agmatine hydroxycinnamoyltransferase 1-like. Gene Ontology annotation, molecular function: acyltransferase activity, transferring groups other than amino-acyl groups. The coding region runs from base 1 to 1323 and encodes 440 amino acids. The transcript has a single exon. The record is from RefSeq and is a predicted model, not a curated record. NCBI's taxonomy places the organism in Eukaryota, Viridiplantae, Streptophyta, Magnoliopsida, Solanales, Convolvulaceae.